AUGUUCAAGCAGUUCAGAGACAUUCCCAGUCUGUGGAGGACCAGCAAGAUUGAACUGGCCAUCUGGGUGAUCGCCUUUAUCGCUUCUGUGCUGCUGGGACUGGACUACGGCCUCCUGGUGGCCGUCACAUUUGCCAUAUUGACAGUCAUAUACAGGACACAGAGCCCUAAAACUUCCAUCCUGGGUCACGUCGCUAACACGGGGCUCUACUGUGACGUCGACGAGUAUGAAGAGGCGGCUGAAUAUGAGGGGAUUAAGAUCUUCCACUCCAACUCUUCAAUCUACUUUGCUAACAGUGACCUGUAUGUGAACAGCCUCAAGAAGAAGACACUUACAAGCUGCUCGGAAAGCCCAAAAAAAAAAAGAAAGGAGAAGACGAACAGCAAUCGGUCGUCUCCGCUGAAAAUCUGUGCCAAGAGCCACGUGGCGGAGGAUCAGAAGAACGGCCAGUUUGGCGACAGACAUGGCGACUCAGAGGAGGCGGUCUCCCUUGAGCCUUUCAGCACAGUCCACUCCAUCAUCCUGGACUGGACGUCUGCAACUUUCAUUGACUCAGUGGGAGCUAAAGCCAUCAGACAGAUCAUUAAAGAGCAUGCCGCCGUAGAUGUCCGGGUGGUCAUAGCUGGCUGCAACAGAAAGAGUCCGUACCUGCUGUUCACUAACCGUCAUGAAAUCCGUCGUAUUCACCCGCUGAAGAGUGAGUACACACAAGUGGUCCCUACACUGAAGAAUGCCGUGGCCCUGGAUGUGGACGUGUCCACCAACAAGAUGUUCUGGUGUGAUCUGUAUCAUCAGAAAAUAUACAGCGCUUACAUCAACAAGGCCAGUGACUCAUCACAGCAGGUGACGCUCAUCGAUUUGCUCCACUCCCCGGAGGGCCUUGCUGUCGACUGGGUCCACAAGAACAUCUACUGGACGGACUCAGGCAAUAAGAGCAUAUCUGUCGCUACGGGAGAUGGCAGGAAAAGGAAAAUGCUCAUAACCACCGAGCUGAACGAGCCACGAGCCAUCGCUGUGGAUCCGCACCAAGGGUUUAUGUACUGGUCAGACUGGGGAGGUCAGGCCAAAAUUGAGAAGGCUGGGAUGAAUGGAGUGGAUAGACAAAUUUUGGUGUCUGAACACAUUGAAUGGCCCAAUGGAAUAACUCUAGACUUGUCCAACAGACGACUUUACUGGGUGGACUCCAAGCUGCACCUGCUGUCCAGCGUGGAUUUCAAUGGUGACAACCGCAAAGUGCUGCUCUCCUCGCAUCACCCCCUGGGCCAUCCCUUUGCCCUCACUGUCUUUGAGGAUCGCGUGUAUUGGACAGACUUGGAAGAUGAAGCGAUAUACAGCGCCAACCGACUGACGGGACACGAUGUGGCCAAGGUCGCAGAGGACCUUAACAACCCCCUGGACCUGGUGGUGUUUCAUGAACAGAGGCAGCCCAAGGGUCCUGAUACCUGUAAUAUGGGCACACUGCCUAAUGGUGGCUGCGAGUACCUCUGCCUGAAGGCGCCUCAGAUCACAGACCACUCCCCCAAGUACACCUGCGCCUGUCCUGACGGCAUGGAGCUAGGACCAGACAUGAGACGCUGCGCGAUCAUUCGACCCCGGGCAACCACGACAUCUGCCUCCACCGCAACCACAACUUCCACGACGACCACCACAACAAGCACAACAACAACAACUCCCACAACCGUUGCCACGACCACAACACCCUCUACCACCACCACCACCACCACCACCACCUCUGCUACUACCACAUUACCACCCACAGCCAAGACUACAACACCAGCCCCUCCUCAGACCACCAGGAGCGGCAGAAUCACAGAGCACCCUCGGACUCCUGCCGCUACCAGUACAGAGACGACCAGUUUGAGCAGCACUAGUCAGAAGUCCACGUCCACACACACCCCCUUAUUGGCUGCCGUGGCUCCCAACAGCAUUCAGAAAGAGAGCAAUGCCAACCUCUCCCACAGAGCUGCGAGUGAUCACUACCUCAUAGGUAACAACAUCACAGUAGCUGUUCUGGGGAUAGUCAUUCCUAUCGUCCCUAUCCUUGCCACAGUGGUCAUCGGAUUGCUCUGCACCGGUGGAUACCUGGUCUGGCGCAACUGGCGGCGCAAGAACACCAAGAGCAUGAACUUCGACAACCCAGUGUACCGCAAAACCACAGAGGAUGACGACGACGAAAUCCACAUCGGGCGUCAGAGCGAGUCCAUCGGUCACGUCUACCCAGCAGUGAGUGGCAGCCACAGUCAGCCAUUCAUAGCGCUUCCUCGGGGCGGCGUCACAGACAACAACUCUCACUGGUUCGGGGCGCCGAUGCUCUCGAACGCUAAGUGAGAGGUACUGCGGAGGAAAGGAAGAGGUGUGAAAUAUUUGGAAAAUGGGAGUUGGCACGAGGGUUUGGAAAAGCCCGUUUUCUUGUACAUGUCAGCCUGGUGGAAAGAAAGAACAGGCUCGCACACGUUCACAUAUCAUUUUAUUUCUUUAUGUUUUUGAAGUAAUUACCGAACACACCUGUCACGCGUACACGUAAACCCUCGACACACAUUUCGUUCACCUUCAGCGACCAUAUUCAUGCGAUACAUCCCUGCUGCCGACCCGCCAUCCCAUUUAUUUGUGCAUCGUGUUAGUGUUUUUGGUUGUUGAAGUGAGUGAUCCCCAUUUCCUGACAAAACCCUUGUGCACAGGCAAAGCAUUAUUCCUUUGCUUCAGAAAGGUUCAGCAGCCAAGAAAUCAUGAUUAGUGCAGAUGAGAUGCAAAAAAAGAGAGGUGAAAGAGGAGUCGCUCUAUAGCCACUGCUCACAAAUAAAUUGGACAUGUAGAGUAGAUAGUUGCGUCAUAGCAUUGAACUAAUGCGAUUUUGUUUUGAGGUCACACAAAAUUUGAAAAAAGGAGCACAAAUCAGGAUGAAGGACUCUCUCGAAAUACAAUUUAUCUUGCAGAAACCAUAAAUCUCAGCAACGCAAUUUCAGGAUUACCCUGAUGACUUCCCAUUGAUGUAUAU
This is a messenger RNA of Maylandia zebra (zebra mbuna), 2995 nucleotides long. NCBI's taxonomy places the organism in Eukaryota, Metazoa, Chordata, Actinopteri, Cichliformes, Cichlidae. The record is from RefSeq and is a predicted model, not a curated record.